UUCAGGGCCCAGCAGAAAACAGGCAAGGCUGACCUUGAAUUCGAAUGACUUGUUUACAGGCGUGAGAGUGGAAUGUUCUCCACUUGAUGGUGCGGGUUUCAAGCCCUGCAUGGGGGCGAUCCAGCGAGCGAUCCUCGUUUCAAAAGCAGGGGGAGCUCCAAGAUCAAGGCUGAGCUACCUUCCCCUUGGGCAUGGUCUCCCAGCCCCCUCUCGUUUGGGGCAGGGAGUUCCAGACAUGCACACGGGGCUGGAGAAUCCCGGGAGCAGACACCGGGCCGGCCCGUGCGGAGCAGCGUUCUGGCUCUGAGCUCUGCUCUCCCUGGAACCACUGGGUUGCCCACCAUGCCUGCUGGCAAGAGCGAGGGGACGGACCCACUUAUCGCCAGCAACUUCUGAAGGUGACACGGAACCCCAGGUAACCCCUGACCACCCCGGCAGGCGCCUGUGUUUGUCAGAUAAAUUUAGCUCCAAAGUCCAGAGCGGCAGAGAGCCAGGACUGAGAGAUGGGCCAGUCACCAAGAACAGACAUGAGGCCAGAGAUGUGGUGCAUUGUCCUGUUUUCCCUUCUGGCACAAGUCUCUGCUAAACCCACCAUGUACGGGGAGAUCCUGUCCCCUAACUUCCCUCAGACAUACCCCAAUGAAGUGGAGAAAGUUUGGGAUAUCGAAGUUCCAGAAGGAUAUGGGAUUCAUCUCUACUUCACCCAUCUGGACAUCGAGCUGUCAGAGAACUGCGAGUAUGACUCCGUGAAGAUCGUGUUAGGGGACCAUGUAGAAGGGAACCUCUGUGGACAGAGGACCAGCAAAAACCCCCAGUCCCCGAUUGUGGAAGAGUUCCGGCUCCCUGUCAACCAGCUCCAGGUGAUCUUCAGGUCCGACUUCUCCAACGAGGAGCGUUUCACUGGCUUCGCUGCCUAUUACGUGGCCGAGGAUUUAAACGAAUGCACAGACUUCGCUGGUUUCCCUUGCAGCCACUUCUGCAACAACUACCUUGGGGGUUACUUCUGCUCCUGCCCACCCGAAUACUUCCUUCAGGAAGACAUGAAGAGUUGUGGAGUCAAUUGCAGUGGGAACGUCUACACUGAGAUGGUUGGGGAGAUCACCAGUCCCAAUUACCCCAAUUCAUACCCAGAGAACUCAAAGUGUGACUAUCAAAUCCGAUUGGAAAAGGGGUUCCGAGUGGUAGUGACUGUGCAGAGAGAAGAUUUUGAUGUGGAACCAGUUGACUCAAAGGGCAACUGCCCUGACAAUUUAGUUUUUGUUUCAGGAGAUCAGCAGUUUGGUCCUUACUGUGGUAAUGGAUUCCCCGGGCCACAAACAAUUGAAGCCAAAAGUAAUACCCUUGAUAUUUUCUUCCAAACUAACCAAAUGGUGGAAAAAAGGGGCUGGAGACUUCGCUAUCAUGGAGAUCCAAUCCCCUGCCCGAAGAGGAGCACUGCCAACUCCAUCUGGGAGCCCGCAAGGGCCAAGUACGUGUUCAAAGACGUGGUGAGGAUAACCUGCCUGGAAGGAUUCGAAGUUAUACAGGGAAGUGUCGGCUUGACCUCUUUCCAUUCUACAUGUCAAAGCAACGGGCAGUGGAGCAAUUCCCAUCUGCAGUGUGAACCCGUAGACUGUGGCCUUCCCAAUCCCAUCCGGAAUGGUAACGUCAAGGAACCUGAAAACACUUUGUUUGGGUCUGUCAUUCGCUACGUGUGUGAAGAGCCAUAUUACUACAUGGAAAGUGAAGGAGAUGGAGUGUAUCACUGUGCGGCCAACGGGAGCUGGGUGAACGAGGUGCUGGGCACGGAGCUGCCACAAUGUGUGCCAGUGUGUGGCGUCCCUCAGAAGGUCUUUGCGGGCAUACAGAGGAUAGUUGGAGGCUCCCUGGCCGACAUCCAAAGCUUCCCCUGGCAAGUCUACUUCCCGCCCCCCGCGAAAGCCGGCGGGGCCCUCAUCGACGAGUACUGGGUGCUGACGGCUGCCCACGUCGUGGAGGGGAGCAGCGACCUGCAGAUGUACAUGGGGACCACGUCGGUGCAACCCUCUCGUUUGAAUAAUGCCCAGGUGCUCACCGCCGAGCGCGUGUUCAUUCACCCGGGCUGGAAAGCGGUGGAGGACAUAAACGCCCGGAAGGACUACGACAAUGACAUCGCACUGGUGCGGCUGAGGGACCCGGUGAAAAUGGGACCCAAGGUCUCCCCUAUCUGCCUCCCUGGCACCUCCUCCGAGUACAACCUCCGGGCGAGCGAUCUGGGCUUUAUCUCAGGCUGGGGCCAGACAGAGACUAGAUCCCAUGUGUUCAGGCUCAUGGCCGCCCAGUUGCCCGUCGCCCCCUUAGCCGAGUGCCAACGGCACACACACACAGGUUCUGAGAGCACCUACGUCUUCACCGAGAACAUGUUCUGUGCCGGAGGAGAGAAAGGCGUGGAUAGCUGUAAAGGGGACAGCGGGGGGGCUUUUGCUCGGCAGGUUCCCGAUGUCGAGACCCCCAAGUUCUAUGUCGCCGGCCUGGUGUCUUGGGGCCCCAAGUGUGGGUAUUACGGUCUCUACACACACGUCAAGAAGUACCUUGAUUGGAUCGUGAAGACGAUGCGGGAAAAUAAUCAGCCUGCUGAGGAUUAAUCCGCGGACACGCCACGGCUCCGCCCCGUCUACUGCUUUUCGUUCUUUUGCUAUUUCCACGGCCCCACCGUGACGGAGAGAAGGCACGGAAGAAGAAGCUUCUUUGGCUGCGAUCGAGGUGCAUGGAGCUGGGAGUAUCUGAUGGUGACCUUGGGCAGGUCGAUCGAUGGGAGGUCUGGGUGUGUGGGGUUCUCUCCGCUGAGUAUCCGCCAUGGAUCACAACACGCAAGUCUGGCAUUAGUCCACGGUGGCAGGGGGUAGGGAGGGGGAUUCCCCUUUCCUGAUGAAUGAGGGCCCUGGUCUCCUAGUUCUGACUCUGAAAUUUAUGUUCGAUUGCUUUAAUUCCCCUUUGCCAGCUUGAACGCCUAUCUACCUUGUCAUUCUCGGUGUCUGCUAGCUACUUAUAAUAAAACAUGUUCAUCAACCCGU
Sorex araneus (European shrew) is the source of this 3032-nucleotide messenger RNA. It is a transcript of the gene C1S, whose product is annotated as complement C1s. Gene Ontology annotation, molecular function: serine-type endopeptidase activity; calcium ion binding. The transcript has 13 exons. Bases 504 to 2603 code for a protein of 699 amino acids. Lineage: Eukaryota; Metazoa; Chordata; Mammalia; Eulipotyphla; Soricidae. The record is from RefSeq and is a predicted model, not a curated record. Gene Ontology annotation, cellular component: extracellular region. Gene Ontology annotation, biological process: proteolysis; complement activation.